Symbiodinium sp. CCMP2592 is the source of this 306-nucleotide messenger RNA. The record is from the annotation of a GenBank genome assembly. NCBI's taxonomy places the organism in Eukaryota, Dinophyceae, Suessiales, Symbiodiniaceae.
AUGUUUCAGUCGGAUGGCGAGAUGAUCCAGGGUGCAGUGCACCCAGUUGAUCCGGCCUCGCACUGUGCAGUGCACCCUUCUGCUGAGAUCGAUGUGAUUCAAGUGUCUGUUGAAGCUAAGGCUGCCGGCAUGCCUUCUUCAUGCAGUGGCUUGACAGCCAAGUGGCAUCCAGAGGUUUCCUUGCGACCGCUGCAGGCCACCAUGCUUGCAGAUGCGCCCUUGGUGAAAGACCGCGCUGCUCGAAUCGUAGCAAGUUUACGGCACCAGUUCGCUGAGUUCGCAAGGGUGCUUGGACCAACAUGCUGA